AUGGCGGGCCAGAACAGGAAAUACGCAGGCAAGAUUUCGCAGUUCGACAAGAACAUUACCCGCCGUGGCAAUGUUCCGGAAAGCCGAAUUCGCAGCCAGAAUUCGUACCCAGUGGGGCCUCUGAUCCUCGCCCUUUUUCUUUUCGUCGUUGUGGGAUCUGCGAUUCUCCAGAUCAUUUUUUCAGCUCAGAGGGGAGCUAUUUGGUAG
Neospora caninum is the source of this 207-nucleotide messenger RNA. RefSeq names its product putative Ribosome associated membrane domain-containing protein. Bases 1 to 207 code for a protein of 68 amino acids. Gene Ontology annotation, biological process: endoplasmic reticulum unfolded protein response. Lineage: Eukaryota; Apicomplexa; Conoidasida; Eucoccidiorida; Sarcocystidae. The transcript has 2 exons. The record is from RefSeq and is a predicted model, not a curated record. Gene Ontology annotation, cellular component: endoplasmic reticulum.